Molecule: messenger RNA, 852 nt
Organism: Symbiodinium sp. CCMP2456
Lineage: Eukaryota; Dinophyceae; Suessiales; Symbiodiniaceae
Source: the annotation of a GenBank genome assembly
GCCUUCCUCGUCGACCAAUUGGAGCCCUUCAGCUACGACCCGGAGAGCAAGCUGGAUCAGUCGCUGCGACUCAGUGGCCACGUGAUGACCGGCCUGAAGCAGGUCUCCGGCUUCCUUCCUCUGGGCCAGGUGGCGCAGGCGAUCAAGGCUGGAUACUACUUGGUCAGGUAUGGGCCUCUCAUUCUUGCGGGGAAUGAAAUCAUGGAGUCCUUCCAGCUGAUCGUGGGCCUUGCCCGGAAGUUGGAGAUACCGGCAUAUAGCCAGCUGCUUUCACCCGACUUCUUUGCGGGGCUCUACUACGCGAUGGGUGAGCACUGGGGACAUCGAGGUCGCACCCCCAACUUGGAAGCUUUGGCGCACACCGACGUUUCAGGUGGCAUUCCUGCUCCGGAUCGAGGCAUGCUCCUGACCCUGAGACAUCUCACGCGUCUCCUGCUCGUGUCCAAGGAACCUUCCCCGACGGAUGCUCAGCGUUUGCUGCGGCAGGCCAUGCCGGGAUCGGAGCUGCUUCUUGCCGAGCUGUCCUCGACACCAACCAUUCCUUCCUUCUUCCUGGUCUGUUCUCGGACCGCGCAUGCUGCUUACUUGGUGCUGCCGGGGACGCGAAAUCCAGCGGACCUGGCCACGGACUUCAAUGCAGCAGAAGAGCAGCUCCUUGCCUCCACAUACGGCCGACCUUAUCAGCAAGGUUUCCAGAACAAAGAGAACGGCAGUGGUACAAGUAGAUGGCUUGCUCACGGCUUCGUCUAUCUGCAAUAUCUGUCGCUUUUUCCCUCCAUACUUUUUGAGCAUCUGUCCGGACGGCUUGACCUAGCGACUUAUUGGCCUGGGCCUAGGCACAGCAACAGUUAG